UAAUUUUUUUUUUUAUUCUGUUUUCUUUUGUGGACUUUGGAGAGUGUCUUUUUUGGGUCUUGUUUACUUGCAAGGAAUGGAUGGUGGUGAUGUUCAUUCCUGAUGCCAACUAGUAUUAAAGACAGUGAACCAGUGUUAAAUUUUUUAUGUUUAGUUUCUUGGAUUUGCUGGAAUACUGCUUAAGAGAUUUUGGUAGUAAGAGCUGAAUUACAUACACACAGGGCCCCCCAAAAGAAGAAGAAGAAACAGCAAACUUUGUUCAUUUAUUAGUAUAUUUUUUUCCCUUCAAGGGGGGGCUCUUCUUUUUGGCUACUUGGGAAAGUUGAGACUUAUGGCGUCGUUUUUGCAAAUUAAUGAUCCAUUGAAGCAUGCUGUACAGAGAUUCUUUUAGAGCAUGAGCUCUACAUCAACUCAAAUUGCCGCCCUCAGAGGAAUGGGCAUUUAUGAGCCCUUUAACCAGAUUAGCUCAUGGGCACACACUUUCAGAGAUGAUGGUAGCCUAAACAUUGGCCCAUCCACAAUUGUACAGGUGGAUGCUGGGCUAGACAACAAGAGUGAACAUGUUUCACAUGAAUCAAUGGAACCGUACAGAAGCGAUCAGGAAGCACACAAACCUGCUGAUAAGAUACAAAGACGUUUGGCACAAAAUCGUGAAGCUGCUCGCAAAAGUCGCUUGCGGAAAAAGGCUUAUGUUCAACAAUUAGAAUCCAGCCGAAUUAAGUUGGCCCAGUUGGAGCAGGAGCUUGAAAGAGCUAGGCACCAAGGUGCUUACUUAGGCAGUGCAUCAAAUUCUAGUCAUUUAGGAUUUUCAGGAACAGUAAAUCCAGGAAUUGCUGCAUUUGAGAUGGAAUAUGGACAUUGGGUUGAAGAACAACUCAAACAAGUUUCUGAACUUAGGAAUGCAUUGCAAGCUCAUAUAACUGAUAUUGAGCUCCGAAUACUUGUUGAGAAUGGCUUGAACCACUAUAACAAUCUUUUCCGUAUGAAAGCUGAUGCUGCGAAGGCUGAUGUAUUCUAUCUGAUAUCUGGCAAAUGGAGAACGCCGGUAGAACGCUUCUUUCAGUGGAUCGGAGGAUUCCGCCCAUCAGAACUUCUAAAUGUUCUCAAGUCACAACUUGAGCCUUUGACUGAUCAACAACUCGUGGAUGUCACUAACCUUUGUCAAUCAUCUCAGCAAGCUGAAGAUGCUCUAACUCAAGGAAUUGAUAAACUCCAGGAGGCUAUGUCCCAAAGCAUACCAGCUGAUGUAAUGGGUGCUGGGGGUUAUGGUCAGAUGGCUGAUGUAAUGGGUGUCGGGGGUUAUGGUCAGAUGGCUGGUGCCAUGGAGAAUUUACGAGCUCUCGAGGGAUUUGUGACCCAGGCCGAUCACCUUCGGCAACGAACUCUGCAGCACAUGUCUCGGAUAUUAACAAUGCGCCAAUCAGCUCGUGGUUUACUUGCAUUAGGAGAGUACUUUCACCGUCUUCGUGCUCUCAGUUCUCUAUGGGCUGCUCGUCCUCGUGAACCCACCUAGUCAACAGAGGUAGGAUCUGAGAAAACCACUCAUAGCUAAGUUGAUUUCCCUCAAGUACCUGUGCUUCUGCAGGAGAAUGAGUUCUUGUGGCUUUUGUAAUAUGGACAAAUAUUUGAUCUGGUUAUAUGUUCUUUCAAAGCAGUUAUUCUCAAGUUUAAACAGUGUAAAUAUGAAUCUUAAUGAUGUGUUCCUGAAGCAGCAACCUUACUUAAUUAAGUUGAUGCUCGGUACAUGAUGUAUAUAUUGUUAAAAAGUGUUAGAAAGUUUAAUUUGAAAUGCAGUUCAUGUUUGUACUA
Populus euphratica (Euphrates poplar) is the source of this 1809-nucleotide messenger RNA. Its product is annotated as transcription factor TGA7-like. Gene Ontology annotation, biological process: regulation of DNA-templated transcription; DNA-templated transcription. The transcript is spliced from 9 exons. Gene Ontology annotation, molecular function: DNA-binding transcription factor activity; sequence-specific DNA binding. The coding region runs from base 395 to 1513 and encodes 372 amino acids. Lineage: Eukaryota; Viridiplantae; Streptophyta; Magnoliopsida; Malpighiales; Salicaceae. The record is from RefSeq and is a predicted model, not a curated record.